AUGUCCCAACAAAACAACCAUCGCCCUCCAAAAACCGGUCCAGUUGCUCCAACACCAACGAGUUCUCGUCCAGGAGCUUCACCUCCAGAUACUCCUUCUCCAGAUGCUCCUUCUCCUGUUGCUCCAUCAAAUGCGAAUCCCGUCGCAAGGAUUCGGAAUUCGACGAUGAUGAGUCCCAGAGGCUCCAGUUCAUCUAUGUCUUCAGAUUAUUUGGAACAAGAAGCAGAUGAACUACCAAACAUCAACAUCUCUGAAGAACCAACUUCUAAGAAGCCAAGGAAAUCUAUCCUCAAAAAAUUCGAUGAUGGUGUGGAAUAUGAUGUUCCAGGAGUUCCAAGCUCAUCUUCUCGAAGACUUCAUUAUGUUGAUGUCCCUAAUGGUGCGAAUGUUUUAUCUGACAGUACCAACAAGCGAAAGAUGGAGGUCAUCGUUGAAUCAUGUGUGCAAAGCUUCUGUCCGAAGGGAGCAACAGGACAGGCUGUCGCAGAACUCGCUGCCUUCCCGACACUUACCAGAGACGUCGUUAUUGUGUCAAUCGGAAAGUAUGCUAUGGAAAUGGCUGAGGGAGCAAUUGAGAACUUGGGAAUGUUCAAUAUUUUGAAGACUUUUGUCUUUGCGGGACCCAACGCAAAGAAGACUAGGGAGAGGUGCCAGUUUUUCAAUGCCCCAAAGAACUUCGAGGCUUCCUGUUUUGCAAAGAACUAUGUCAAUCCGACGGAUAGAGUGAUUGAGGAGCUCCAGAAAUAUGAUGAACAAUACCACGAGGAGUGCGAUAAUACCGAUGAAAUCAUAAAAAUGUAUCCCAAGUUCAUCUUCUUGGUCUCUCAAGGAGGGGAAGACUACUUCUUCUCUCCGAGGGAACCCGUGGUGAAAGGAGAAGAUAGAUUACUGUUGGAGGAGAAAGUGAAAAUCGUCAGCAAAUUCAAGGAUCACUGUGCCACCAAGGAGCAGUUGGCAGUCGUUCGGAAGAUCCUCUCAAGAGUGAAAGCAGGAGGAAUUAUCAACUACAUCAAGAAUGGAUAUUGCCAUGGAUUCUACAUGCCCGAGUCCUUGGACGACGAGAUGGCAGACAUCUCGGGCGGUCCAACAAUAUUCCCGGAAUAUGCUGAAGAAGAAGGUGCAGUGAAGAAGAUUAUGGAGAACCUCGGAAUGGAAGAAUCAGAGUUCGACGAAUUUCAGUGGAGCCAGCUCGAAACUCCCAAUGAUUAUUAUAACAGACCAGGAUUGUAUCGAAACCAGAACAAGAUGAUUGUUACUGUCCCUCUACUCUUUGAUUCCAUAAGCGAAAAGCUGUUACACUAUGACACCUCCUUUCCAUUUGGUUAUAAGAGAGGAACAACCAAGAAUAUUGGAAGAUUGUUAACGGAGGUGUUGUGCUCUAAACACUUGGAAGACACUGAGUUGGCAAGAAACGCCACUAGUCCACUCCCCACGAAGUUUCCAAUGGCUCUGAUAUGUGGUGGAGAAGUUGGACCGAUGGAUGCCAAGAUAGAAGGAGAAGACUUCAAAUCAACUACUCCUAUUCAAGAGUUAAUGUUGGAUUGUUUGAUGGCAUUUGAAAAGAAAGAACCAGCAUAUGAAUUUACAUUCACAUGUGCCUCCACUACCGGAGACGAUGGAACAAGCUCCUUGUCGGGCCUCGUUAUCUCAAAUAAAGAAGUGAAAGAGAUGAAGUAUUUGAAGAAGAAAGGAAGAGAGAUCUACUACAGUGACCCCAAUGAAUUCUGGUGUCUAUUCAGCAAAUCAGAAAAUCAGUUAGGGUUUAAGGGAGCCGUUGAUAUGGGGACGAUUUUUAUAGUGACUCUGGAGAAGUCAUUUGAAAAGGAGAGGAAGAGAUUCAAGGAGAUGAAUAAGAUGACGGAGAGGGAGAAGAUUGAGGCGGAGGAAAAAAGGAAACUGGAUGAAAUGGUGGCAGAGGCGAGAAGAAAGACACUGUUGGCGUCCGAGAAACAUAGGAAAGAGAGGGAGUGGGAGAGGAAGAGGGAGAUAAAAAAGUGA
Caenorhabditis remanei is the source of this 1998-nucleotide messenger RNA. RefSeq lists its product as uncharacterized. Gene Ontology annotation, molecular function: glycerate kinase activity. Gene Ontology annotation, cellular component: cytoplasm. The transcript has 6 exons. The record is from RefSeq and is a predicted model, not a curated record. The coding region runs from base 1 to 1998 and encodes 665 amino acids. Gene Ontology annotation, biological process: protein phosphorylation. Lineage: Eukaryota; Metazoa; Nematoda; Chromadorea; Rhabditida; Rhabditidae.